GACACACACAACACCACCACCACCACCACCAAUUCACACUCGUUCGUGCCUGUCAUGGCAGAAACGGCCUCCGCGACCGAUCUGCAGCCUCCGCGCAACAUCCUCUACUGUGGAGUCUGCACUCUGCCUCCGGAAUACUGUGAAUUCGGCGGCACCACCAAAAAGUGCGAGGAAUGGCUGUCUACCAAUGCCCCCACACUCCACUCCCAACUCUACUCCGAGGCUGCCCUCUCGGCCAAUCUCAGCACCCUCUCCGUCGACGCACAAAAACGCGCCGAAAAAGACGCUCAGAAGAAGGCUGCCAAAGCUGAAGCAGCCGAAGCGCGCGAUGCAGAAAAACGAGCGACUUCAAAGAUCAUCAUCAAGAGAGUUGAACGUAACAAGAGGAAAUAUGUAACCGAGAUUCAGGGCUUGGAGGCCUUUGGACUGGAGCUGAAGAAGGUAGCGAAGGAGUUUGGAAAGAAAUUCGCAACAGGAAGUUCAGUCACGAAGACGGCGAGUGGUGGGGAGGAAAUCACAGUGCAGGGGGACGUUGCUGAGGAUGUGGCGGAGUGGUUGGCGGAUACGGGUAAGGUGCCCGAGGAUAACGUGGAGAUUGUGGAGGAUAAGAAGAAGAAGAGUGCGCCGCAGGUUUGAUUGAGCAUGAUGGGGCGAUGAUGUGAAUCGCGUGGUUGAGAAGAAAUGGAGAUGUGAAUGUUUUGGCACCAAGAUGCAUGGCGGGUUGCAGGACAUUUGCUUGCUGACUUGUCAGCAAAUACAUGCUACUGGCCUUGGGGAUACGGCAGAAGAAGCACGAAGCAGAAGACGACCAGACACGCGGCGAUGGGAUGUAGUUCCAUCAGAGAGAAAGAUGGGAUUCGCACGCAAAAUCCAAGAUGAAGCUACCUACGCAUAUGCUUCUGCCUCUUACCAAUCGAUCACGCCAGCCCCUAAGGACUUGAAAUAGUCUACCUACAUUUGCAAUCUGAUCACUCAAUAGUCAUGGCGUACCUGAUACUCCUCUCAAACCCCGCCGCACAAGAUCUCCGACAAACAUAGACUAGGGCGCCGCAGAAUACCGGCCACUUGAAUAGGCAGCUCACUCACUCAC
Molecule: messenger RNA, 1090 nt
Organism: Sphaerulina musiva SO2202
Lineage: Eukaryota; Fungi; Ascomycota; Dothideomycetes; Mycosphaerellales; Mycosphaerellaceae
Product: density-regulated protein DRP1
Exons: 2
Coding region: 55-636 (193 amino acids)
Biological process (GO): translation reinitiation; formation of translation preinitiation complex
Molecular function (GO): translation initiation factor activity; mRNA binding
Source: RefSeq, a predicted model, not a curated record